Molecule: messenger RNA, 357 nt
Organism: Penicillium argentinense
Lineage: Eukaryota; Fungi; Ascomycota; Eurotiomycetes; Eurotiales; Aspergillaceae
Exons: 2
Coding region: 1-357 (118 amino acids)
Source: RefSeq, a predicted model, not a curated record
AUGUUACUGGUAGGAAUGGUUUUCCUCGCGAUCCAACUUUCGGCAAUCCUCCUCGGCCCUGUCAUCGGCUGGUGCGUGACCGAAUCAGCACCCGAUACUCUGCCGGCGUUGCGUGGCAUCUCACGGCGCCGUUGCUUACAUUUAUCGGACUUUCCAGGCACAAACACGCUUCCUGGGCCGGACCAGAGGGCUAUGGAGAAGCCGUCUUGGUUUCGGGGCUUUUCGGUGUCGGGACAAUGUUUUCCUUUAUCCGCGGCGCUGGACUGUUCAAUUACUGGCCGCGUUGGCAAAAUUGGAAGACGAGACCCCGGUAUCUUCGGAAAGCACGGAGGUCGCUCAAGGGACUUCUCGCUGUGA